CGGACAGACCGGGUAGACUAGACCGUCAUUCGGGAUCGAUCCAUCCAUCGAGAGAGGGACGGAACGAAGCUAAACGUAACAAAAACAGUUUUCGAGCUAUUACGUGUCGGAAACUGAAACCAAGGUUCUAGGUCAGCGGUCAACAAGGGGAAUUGAAUGAAAGAGGAAUGAAUAUAACACUCGUGGCGUGGCACCCGAUUGAUCUUGAGCUUGUUGUUGCCUACUCUUCUGCUUUUGUUUGCAUGUGUUUUUCUCGUGUUUUCUUCUUUCUGUUUUUCUACAUUUUAUUUAGUGGAUACCUACCUCUACCAAGACGGAAAGAAAGUUCCAUACCUCACCUACCGACCGACCGACCGACCCAACAACCUACUUCCCCACGACGGAACUUCCAAUUCCACGACCAACCCAAUUUCACUCCCACAAAAACGCAUUCAACUGAACCAUGCCUAAACCAUGGUACCGCACCCGUCCAACAACAUGGCAUCUCGAAAUAGACCACUUCAUCAACCCUUUUAUCCCGGCCUCCUUUCUACCGCAUUUCCCGACGCCCAUUUCGCACUUUUUGGGAUAUCGAAGCCCAGCAUCCCAACGGGCGAAGAAGCCGGCGCUAGGGAAUUUGGCAAUCAUUUUGUUUGCGUUUGUGGGCGUGUUUGUGACGAUUACGAUAAUUGGGGCGGUGGGGGAGCAUUAUGAGGGGUUUCGGGGGAGGGGGGUGCCGGUUGUUGUGGGGAGUUUUGGCGCAGCAGCAGUCCUCGAUUUUUACGCCAUCGAAUCCCCCCUCUCCCAGCCCCGCAACGCCAUCGGCGGCCAACUGCUCUCGAGCAUAGUCGGCAUCUCCAUCGCCAAACUCUUUGCCCUCUCCCCGCACUUUGAAUCCAUCCGCUGGGUGGGCGCCUCGCUCGCCUGCGCUAGUGCCACAGCCGUCAUGGCGCUCACAGGCACGGUGCACCCGCCCGCGGGCGCGACGGCCCUCAUGGCGGGUUUGGACGACCAGGUGCAGGCGCUGGGCUGGUUCUUGAUUGCGCCUGUGAUGCUGGGGUGUGUGAUCAUGAUGUGCUGUGCGCUUGUGGUGAAUAAUUUGCGGAGAAGGUUUCCGAUUUAUUGGUGGAGUCCGGAACCGACGGGUGAGGUUUGGAAUGGGAAGGGGGAGGGGAAAGAAGAAGGGGUGGCUGGCUUGGAGAAGGGGCCAAGUGGUGGUGGUAAAGAAAGUGAAGAGACGAGGACGGGGUCAAGUUCGGAGUCGCGGCUGGGAAGAGGAACGAGGAGUGAUGAGACGUUGCGAGAUGUGGAUAUUGAAGCGCAGAGUUGCGGGGCAGUGUCCGAGUCGGCGGGGGAGGAUGAUGAUGGUGAGAGAGGGCUGAGGGUAGUGAUUUCAAGGCGAGGGGUGGAGAUUCCCGAGGGUCUGAGUUUGAGGCCGGAGGAGGUGACGUUCUUGGAGACGAUUUGUAAACGGUUAUGAAGGCGUGUUUGUUGAGCCUUCUUCGAGUUACCUCCAUGGAGAUAUCAUUAUAAUUCA
Messenger RNA from Neurospora hispaniola, 1516 nucleotides. RefSeq names its product HPP family-domain-containing protein. The transcript has 2 exons. Lineage: Eukaryota; Fungi; Ascomycota; Sordariomycetes; Sordariales; Sordariaceae. The record is from RefSeq and is a predicted model, not a curated record. Bases 443 to 1459 code for a protein of 338 amino acids.